AUGAAGGCGUAUUCCGGAAGGGAUGCAGCGGCGGAAGAAGCUGGGGUCGCGCUAGUCGGUGUUCAUAGCGAGUACCCUCGCUACGGUGAAGAGCGCGCACUAGGCGGUGGCACGUACAAGGGAGGGGGGACGGCCAAGCAUAAACCUAAUAUAGGAUAUAGAUUAGGUAGAAGAAAGGCGCUAUUUGAAAAAAGAAAACGAAUAAGUGAUUACGCGUUAGUGAUGGGAAUGUUUGGUAUUAUAAUCAUGGUUAUAGAAAAUGAACUCUCUAGUGCAGGUGUAUACACUAAGGCGUCAAUAUAUUCACAAGCACUCAAAACGCUAAUAUCAAUGUCAACUGUGAUUUUACUCGGCCUAAUCGUGGCUUAUCACGCUUUAGAAGUACAGUUAUUUAUGAUAGACAACUGCGCUGACGACUGGCGGAUAGCAAUGACGUGGCAACGGAUAGCGCAGAUUGCUCUUGAACUCGCGAUAUGCGCCGUCCAUCCUAUCCCAGGACAAUAUACCUUUACUUGGACCACCAAGUUGGCUAACAAAGGCGGAGUAAUAGGCGUUGAAGUUGUUCCAUAUGAUGUAACACUGUCUCUUCCGAUGUUCUUUCGUCUGUAUUUAAUAUGCAGGGUGAUGUUGCUCCACAGUAAACUUUUCACAGACGCUUCUUCUAGAAGUAUAGGAGCUUUGAACAGAAUUAAUUUCAAUACUAGAUUUGUAUUAAAGACUCUUAUGACUAUAUGUCCUGGAACUGUGCUACUUGUGUUUAUGGUUUCUCUUUGGAUAAUCGCAAGUUGGACGUUAAGGCAGUGCGAGAGGUUCCACGAUGAAGACCAUGCCAAUUUGCUAAACUCAAUGUGGCUGACAGCUAUAACCUUCCUCUGUGUUGGCUACGGUGAUAUAGUUCCCAACACAUACUGCGGCCGCGGCAUUACUCUCACCUGCGGUAUGGUGGUAUGUAUGAUAACAAAUGGUAGGCUAUAUUGGUUUCACGAUGAAGAACAUGCUAACCUACUCAAUGCGAUGUGGCUUAUUGCGAUUACAUUUCUCUCCGUCGGUUUUGGUGACAUUGUGCCAAAUACAUAUUGCGGCAGAGGUAUCGCCGUUAGCACCGGCAUUAUGGGGGCGGGAUGUACAGCGUUAUUAGUGACAGUUGCGUCGAGAAAGUUAGAAUUAACUAGAGCGGAAAAGCAUGUUCAUAACUUCAUGAUGGAAACUCAACUGACGAAAAAGCUGAAAAAUGCAGCAGCCAAUGUAUUAAGGGAAACUUGGUUAAUAUAUAAACAUACAAGACUCGUCAAAAGGGUUCACCCUGGUCGCGUUAGAACUCAUCAAAGAAAGUUCUUAUUAGCGAUUUAUGCAUUAAGAAAAGUGAAGAUGGAUCAAAGAAAACUGAUGGAUAAUGCUAACACAAUAACCGAUAUGGCAAAGACACAAAACACCGUGUAUGAAAUAGUGUCAGACAUGAGCACAAGACAGGACAACAUCGAAGAAAGGUUAACUAGUUUAGAAGAGAAAUUAACAUCAUUACAGGAGCAAAUGAACAAUUUACCCGAUGUAAUGGCGAGGUGUCUUCAGCAAUGUUGGGAGCGGUCAGAACAAAGAAAGAAUUUCCUUCAUCCUGAUACUGCGGCGGCGCCUACGCCACCUGCUUCCUCUAUUUCCCCAUAUUCUAGAACAUUACCAUCAGCUACACAUCCAUGGCCACCCAGUCCGGUCCAACCGGCGCCACGAACGCAUUCUACUCCAGAAAGCGCAUCUGCUCCUUCACCGCAAGCAACAAGCCCUCACGUAAGACCGCCGCUACCCAGC
Messenger RNA from Brenthis ino (lesser marbled fritillary), 1803 nucleotides. The record is from the annotation of a GenBank genome assembly. Lineage: Eukaryota; Metazoa; Arthropoda; Insecta; Lepidoptera; Nymphalidae.